AAUCUAUAUUUCUGUUGCAGGUUGUGAUUGAGCUCCCAUAUGUACUUGGACAGGCUGCAGUCUAUAGCAUUAUAAUUUAUGCAAUGAUUGGUUAUGAAUGGAGUGUGGCUAAAUUUUUCUGGUUUCUAUUCUUCAUGUACUUUUCCUUCCUGUGUUUCACCUACUAUGGAAUGAUGGCAGUGGCAAUGACCCCAAACCAACACAUCUCCACUAUAAUUUCAGCUGGGUUUUAUUCAGUGUGGAAUAUCUUCUCAGGAUUCAUAGUUCCACGGCCAAGGAUCCCAGUAUGGUGGAGGUGGUACAGUUGGGCAAAUCCAAUUUCUUGGAGUUUGUAUGGAUUGGUGGCUUCACCAUAUGGAGAUAUAAAGCAAACCAUUGAAUCCAAUGCUGGGACAACAACAGUGGAAGGCUUUGUGAGAAGUUACUUUGCGUUCAGGCAUGAUUUUCUUGGAGUGGUUGCUGCUGUGAUGGUUGCAUUCGCAGUAGUUUUUGCAUUGGUCUUUGCUGUAUCAGUGAAGAUGUUUAAUUUCCAGCGGCGUUAGGAAACCAUUCCAGUAUUUUGUAUAGAAAUGUUGAAUGUAACAUUUGUAAGAAAAUAUCAUAGUUUAGUGUA
Vigna umbellata (rice bean) is the source of this 613-nucleotide messenger RNA. Lineage: Eukaryota; Viridiplantae; Streptophyta; Magnoliopsida; Fabales; Fabaceae. The record is from RefSeq and is a predicted model, not a curated record.